GAAAAGAAGAAAAAGAAAAAGCAUUGUUAAUCUUGGUUUCUGUGGUUGUCCUCUCUCAUCCUCACAUGUUUUCAUAUGCAUCAUUAAUUUAAAUGAAAAACUAAUUUCAAAGGGUUUCGAGCUCAAAUUACGUGCUUCAAUGGAAUCCAUCUCCCCUAACUGCUUAUACGCAGUUCCUCGUCACAAGGCUCUGUCGCCACGAACCUCAAUUCCUCACCCUCCAUUUCAGCGCAAGAAGAAGGCAUGGAGGAAGGGGAGAAUCUCAGCUUCCGCCACCACCCAGAACGGCGUCGUUUCCAGGGCGUUGCAGCUUCUCAGCAACUCCAGCAGCAGUGCAAUGGAGCAGCUCGACUUCGAGCGUGGCGUCUGCGUCCCUUUCCGCAAGUACUCUCCCGAGACCGUGAGGAAUAAAGUAUUAGAGUCAAGAGGGGCUAUUGUGUCACUUAUGUUGCGAGGAGUGGAGAUAGUUUGGAGUCUGGGCUUGUACUGGUCUAAUUUGACAUAUGACUUCCUUGUUGGACGGGAUGAAGAGGUUGUUCCAUAUCGUGCUCGACAGCUUAGGAAUCUCUUGUGUGAUCUGGGACCUUCCUUUAUUAAAGCUGGUCAGGUCCUUGCAAACAGGCCAGAUAUUAUUAGAGAAGAUUAUAUGAAUGAACUUUGCAUUCUUCAAGAUGAUGUUCCUUCAUUUCCCAAUCAAAUUGCCUUUCGUAUCAUGGAGGAGGAACUGGGUCAGCCCCUUGAAGCUGUUUUCAGUAGAAUCUCAUCUGAGACUAUAGCAGCUGCAAGUUUAGGUCAAGUGUACCGUGCUACUUUACGUGGCACAGGCGAGGACGUCGCUAUCAAGGUUCAAAGACCCGGUAUAGAGCCAAUAAUAUAUCGAGAUCUUUUCCUAUUUCGCACUUUGGCUUCAUUUUUAAAUGGCAUUAGUAUGCAGAAAUUGGGUUGUAAUGCUGAGCUGAUUGUUGAUGAAUUUGGCGAAAAGCUUUUGGAAGAGCUGGAUUAUACCUUGGAAGCUCGAAAUCUUGAAGAUUUUCUUGAGAAUUUUAAAAAUGAUCCUACUGUCAAAAUUCCUCUGGUGUACAAACAAUUUUGUGGUCCACGUGUGUUAGUAAUGGAAUGGAUUGACGGCAUUAGGUGCACCAAUCCAAAGGCCAUCAAAGAAGCUGGUCUUGAUGUAGACGGAUUUUUGACAGUCGGAGUGAGUGCCGCCCUCCGGCAAUUGUUGGAAUUUGGAUUAUUUCAUGGAGACCCUCACCCUGGAAAUAUUUUUGCCAUGCGUGAUGGACGAAUUGCAUAUGUGGAUUUUGGCAAUGUUGCUGUUCUAAGUCAGCAAAAUAAACAGAUUUUAAUUGAUGCUGUUGUCCACGCUGUGAAUGAGGAUUAUGCUGAGAUGGCUAAUGAUUUCACCAGAUUAGGCUUCCUAACACCAGGGACUGAUGUCACUCCAAUAAUUCCUGCUUUAGAAGCAAUUUGGCAGAACUCUUCUGGAAAAGGGCUUUCAGAUUUUAAUUUUCGUAGUGUCACUGGAAAGUUUAAUCAGUUGGUUUACAAUUAUCCCAUUCGAAUCCCAGAAAGGUUUUCGCUUGUUAUCCGUUCUUUAUUGACUCAAGAAGGCAUCUGCUUUACUCUUAAGCCUGACUUCAAAUUUCUUGAGGUUGCCUAUCCUUAUGUGGCAAAGCGACUGUUAACAGAUCCAAAUCCAGCUCUACGUGAGCGGCUCAUACAGGUUCUGUUCAAAGAUGGUCUUUUUCAAUGGAAACGGCUUGAAAAUCUUAUUGUUCUUGCAAAGGAAAAUGUGACCAAGAUGAGCAGCAAUCCAGCGUUGCAAGUGAAGAGCACGCAAAACCAGAGGGACCGGAAAGUUGAAAGAAAAUUGGACCUCACAGACACAAUCAAAGAUGGAGCUCGCCUUUUCUUCAUUGAUGAAGGAAUACGUAGACAGCUUCUUCUCGCUUUGACGGAAGACUCCAAGCUUCAUAUUGAAGAGCUUGUCGACGUGUAUAGGUUGGUUGAAGAUCAGAUAGACAUGCCCACAGUGGCUCUAGAAGUAGCUAGAGACUUACCAACGGUUGUCAGGGAUCUCCUACUUUCAUGGAGUCAGUCAGUCUUAUCCGAUAGAUAGAAGCUAAAUCUUUGGACAGUGCAUUGGAAAUGCAGAUAUUGUUUCGGUCAGAUGAGUAUACUUUUGUUUUUUUUGAAACUCAGAUGAGUAUACUUAACACCACAUGUUAUAUAUUUCCUCGUUAAUUAUUUAUAUUGGGGAGAUUUAUAUGAAAUUGUAUAUGGCUGCCACACUCUGUAACUAAAGGAAAUAACUACUACAUUGUAUAGGAGACACAUUUUGCCUCAGUAAAUAUUAAGUUGAAUGUAUCAUAGGGAGAUCCCAAUAGUUCAUUUACACAAAACCGUGACCUUCAUUCAACGUUAUUUAUUGUACAAAUCCAACUCUUAUUAGUUAUUUAAACCUUUCUGCUGCUGCUCA
Molecule: messenger RNA, 2482 nt
Organism: Lotus japonicus
Lineage: Eukaryota; Viridiplantae; Streptophyta; Magnoliopsida; Fabales; Fabaceae
Product: protein ACTIVITY OF BC1 COMPLEX KINASE 1, chloroplastic
Exons: 15
Coding region: 140-2122 (660 amino acids)
Biological process (GO): protein phosphorylation
Molecular function (GO): ATP binding; protein kinase activity
Source: RefSeq, a predicted model, not a curated record